Molecule: messenger RNA, 1281 nt
Organism: Phytophthora sojae
Lineage: Eukaryota; Oomycota; Peronosporomycetes; Peronosporales; Peronosporaceae
Exons: 1
Coding region: 1-1281 (426 amino acids)
Biological process (GO): secondary metabolite biosynthetic process
Molecular function (GO): FAD binding
Source: RefSeq, a predicted model, not a curated record
AUGGUCCAGAACUCGUCCCGCGACUUCGACAUCGCCAUCGUCGGCGGCGGCAUCGCUGGAGCCACCCUCGCCGUCGGCCUCGUGUGUGCCAACAUCCCCGUCACGCUCUACGAGUCGGCCAAGGCAUUCGGCGAAAUCGGCGCCGGCGUCGCACUCGCCGCCAACGCAGCUCGGGCCAUGGAGCUGCUGGCGCCCGACGUCAAGCGCGGCUUCGACCGCGUCGGCACCUUCAACCUCUCGACGGCCAAGAAGAACGUCUGGUUCGACUUCCGCAAGGGCGUCGGCACCCAGGGCAGCGGCGUGGACGAAGGCGCCGGGGAGCUCAUCACCAGCGUCGAGACGCCCGCAGGCUCGGCCUACGUGCACCGUGCCCACUUCCUCGACGAGAUGGUCAAGCUCAUCCCCGAGGGCGUCGCCAAGUUCGGCAAGCGCCUGCAAGACAUCGAGACGCUCGCCGACGGCAACGUCAAGCUCAAGUUCGUGGACGGCUCGGAGGCCGUGCACAGCGCCGUGGUGGGCUGCGACGGCGUCAAGUCGCGCACGCGCAAGGUGGUCCUGGGCGAGAACGACCCGGCCGCCAACGCCGUCUUCUCGGGCAAGUACGUCUACCGCGGCCUCAUCCCGAUGGACAAGGCCGCCGCGCUGCUGGGCGACGAGAUGGCGCGCAACAGCCAAAUGUACUUCGGAUACCACGGCCACGUGCUCACGUUCCCCAUCCAGCAUGGCGACGUCAUGAACGUGGUGGCGUUCGCCAGCAAGGACGAGUGGAAGGACCCCAACUGGGUCGUGGGCACCACCAAGGAGGACCUGGCCAAGGACUUCGCCGGCUUCUCCACGCACGUGCGCGACAUCAUCUCCAUGAUGGAGAACACGGACAUCUGGGCGCUGUUCCACCACCUGCCGGCGCGCACCUACACGCGCGGCAACAUGCUCGUGAUCGGCGACGCAGCCCACGCCACGACGCCCAACCACGGGUCGGGCGCGGCCAUGGCCAUCGAGGACGCGUACGUGCUGUCGUGUCUGCUGGCCGACGUGCAGCACGCGUCGGAGCUGAGGGCGGCCUUCCAGGCCUUCGAGAAGGUGCGGCUGUACCGCACGCAGAAGGUGGUGGCCACAAGCCACGAGGCCGGCCAGCUCUACGACUUCGAGCUGCCCGGCUACGAGGACGACGUGGACAAGAUCGCCGACAACUUGCAGAAGCGCAUGCGCUGGAUCUGGGAGGAGGACCUGGAGCAAGAGGUGGCGGACGCCAAGCUGUUCUACGCGGCCAUCGCCAAGUAG